This is a messenger RNA of Cyprinus carpio (common carp), 2191 nucleotides long. Its product is annotated as leucine-rich repeat-containing protein 58-like. The record is from RefSeq and is a predicted model, not a curated record. Gene Ontology annotation, molecular function: protein binding. NCBI's taxonomy places the organism in Eukaryota, Metazoa, Chordata, Actinopteri, Cypriniformes, Cyprinidae.
UGCAGGAGGCGUGCAUCGUGACACGUGCGCGCACUCCGGUACAGACAAAACCAAAGUGUUCGGUCAGGAGUCAGGAGCGCGCCUCGCACAGCUGCAGUUUAGUCACUUUAGUCAAAGGGGAACAUCUAUAUAUAAUAUAUGUGUAUGGAUUAUAACCCAAGACAAGAAUUCCGAGGUGGUAACUUUUUAGAUUGUUGCACGAUUAAAAAGUGUGAUCCUUUGCUUUAUUGUAUUCCUAUUUUAUUGUUUUGCCGUAUAGCCUACUAAUUAGUCCAUAUGGCUCGUUUCCCAAACAUGGACGACAAGUGUUCUGUUUUAUAUUUAUCGCGUCUGCAUCUGGACGACUUGAGCUUGGAUCAUCUCACGGACAGUAAAAGACAACAAAUCCAGCAGCUUCAUCUCACUUACAAUCGCUUAUCCUUUCUUCCACCUUCCGUUUGUUUUCUGUGUAACCUGGAAUAUCUGGAUAUCAGCAAUAAUGCGCUCACAGUCAUAACAGAUGACAUUAUGCGACUAACAAACCUGAAGACGUUUGUAGCAAAGAACAAUCUUCUGGACGAGUCCUCGUUCCCUAAAGAGUUUGAACGCAUGCAGGUAGAGACUCUGAAUAUGAGUGGGAACAGGUUUGAGGACAUUCCCAUGCAGUUUCUCAAAAUGACCACACUACAGUCCCUGUCACUUGGAGGAAACAGACUGAAGAGUAUCCCUGCAGAAAUAGAGAACCUGAACAGCCUAGAGAUGCUGUAUUUGGGAGGAAACCUCAUCUCCUCCAUCCCACCUGAGGUGGCUGACCUCACCAGUCUGAGAUACCUGGUUCUAUGUGACAAUCGCAUCCAAAGCAUACCACCCCAGCUCAGCAAACUACACUCCCUGCUCUCUCUCAGUCUCCACAACAACCUGCUGACCUUCCUCCCUCGUGAGAUCCUCAGCCUCGUCCAUUUGCAGGAGCUCAGUCUGCGUGGAAACCCUCUUGUUGUGCGCUUCAUCAAGGAUAUGACCUACGACCCUCCAUCCCUGAUGGAGCUGGCAGCACGCGUCAUCAAGUCCCAGAACCUGCCGUUCAGCUCGUGUGACCUACCGUCCAAUCUGAUCCAUUAUUUAAACCUGGCUAGCGAAUGUCCCAACCCAAAGUGUGCAGGUGUUUACUUUGACUCUUGUGUGAGGCACAUCAAGUUUGUGGAUUUCUGUGGGAAGUACCGCCUGCCGCUCAUGCAUUACCUCUGUUCGCCGCAGUGUUCCUCUCCCUGCAGCUCGAACCCACAGAGCGACGCAGAGUCAGAGGAGGAGAACAGCGUCCCUGCAGACAGGCUCCAGAGAGUACUGCUGGGAUAGGACAAACCUCCAACAGAGACAGUUACCUGCCACAGGAUUUCCAUUUAAUGCUUAAUUUCAUGUUUUAGUAGGCCUAUAAAAUGAUAAAAAACACUUUGACUCAAUAGAGCUGGGUUUUAGAACUGUUUUAGUGACUCAACAUAAGAGCAAUUGCUAUUUAAUGUGAUCAAUACACAUUAGAAAAAAUAAAUAAAUGAAAAUGACAUUUUUUCACCCUCAUGUCACAGAUGCUUAUUUGGAUGACCUUAGAAGACUUUUGAUAUUGACUAUUCACAUUGACUACUUUUAUAGUUCUUUUAUCAUGUUUUUGUCUGUUUUUUUCCACAUGGAGAACAAAAGCAAACUGGUUUGAAAUGUCAUGAGGGUGAGUAAAUAAUACAACCUGUGAACUAUUCCUCCGAAUGUUGCUGACAAGACAUCUGAAAACGUUCGCAUCUUGGCUACAGUAUUUCGAGUAGGUCAGCUUGACACAGACCUAAUCCUACAUGCAAUCAGAGAACAAACUGACCACUUUGCACUUCUGGAAAAUGUGAUCAGUACGUGAACACUUACUCUUUGACCUCUUCUUUGUAUUGACUGUUAAUCUGCCCUAACUUUUCUGUCCAAAGGUCAGGUUAUGGACUAUGAUGCUACAUCACACAAUUCGAAAAUGUAUAGAAAGCUAUCAUCCAUGACACAACCUUAAAAAUAGUUACAUGCAAAAGGACAGCUUUUUUGUAUUCAGUCUUAUUUUCAGAAGUUUGGGUACAGCAAACAGGUUUCAGAUCAGUAUUAAAUGGUUUACUGUCUCUAAAAGAGCUCAUAAUGGCCUUAAUAGUAGGCUAAUAAAACAGAUAUUAUAUUCCUUGAUGAUAACUUA